Molecule: messenger RNA, 1933 nt
Organism: Sabethes cyaneus
Lineage: Eukaryota; Metazoa; Arthropoda; Insecta; Diptera; Culicidae
Exons: 6
Coding region: 224-1300 (358 amino acids)
Molecular function (GO): serine hydrolase activity
Source: RefSeq, a predicted model, not a curated record
CAUUUAGUUUCCAUUUUUCACUGUUUCGAUCAACAUUGGGGUUAUCUCAUGAGUAUCGAAACGGUGUUGUGUGGUGCUAUUAUCGAAUAUAAGUGGUGAUCCUGGCCUUUGCAGAGAAUCGUUCUGACUUCGGUUCGGUGGAUUAUUAACAAUUCAACACAUUUGUCUAUAACCCGAGGAUUACGACAAAUACAGUAAAAGAUAGUAGUCGCGAAACAGUGAUAUGGCAUUUCUCACGGUACGACUGGUUGCUACUUGUGCAGCAAAAAAUGCAAACCAGAAUAUUACUUCCAGUUUUAAAAAGCUUUCGCUAGUAUCGUUGGAUCAGCAGCUUGUACCAAUGGCACAGUUUAGUGUGCUAGCCAGCGCGAAGAAACAUCACGCACCCCUGCAAAACCAGACUCUGCUGAAUGGUGCAACUCUUUCCAACCAAAAUGUCAAUAUGACAAUCCCGAAUCGAGAUUUUACGGUGCAGGAAAUUUCCCGGAGUCUCCAGCUGUAUUCGAAGCAGAAAAGGAAUGUCGAAAAAGAUCCAAAAACGCUCCAAUUAAAGGAUGGUUUUGACAAACCAACUGUGCUGAUGUUUGCAUGGCUUAAUGCUAAACAGAAACAUGUAGCCAAAUAUGCUAGCCUCUACACCGAUCAAGGGUUUGAGGUUGUAGUGUCUCAGUUGACCCCUUGGCAGCUGCUUUGGCCGGUGAAAGGUUCUCAGCUGGUGGCAACUGAUAUCGUUAAAUUUUUGAAGAACAACGAAUUUAGGAAUGGUUUAGUUUUUCAUGGGUUUUCGGUGGGUGGUUAUCUAUGGGGAGAAUGCUUGGUUCACAUCGCUCGAGAUCUGCAGAACUAUCAGAUCGUAUUAGACCGGGUCAAGGGACAAAUUUGGGACAGCGCUGCUGAUAUAACGGAGAUACCCGAAGGAGUUCCGCGAGCCUUGUUUCCAAGAAAUCCAACGCUACGAAAUGCAUUGAAAAAAUAUAUGAUUUACCACAUGAAAGCAUUUCAUGAACCAGCUACAUCACAUUAUAUUCGCUCUAGUCAGAUGUUUCACACGAACCUGUUGAGAUGUCCGGCUCUUUUCUUUGUUUCGAAAACCGACCCUGUAGGAACGGAGGAGGCCAACUGUAGAGUCAAGGACAGUUGGGAGUCUAAUGGAGUAAAGUGCACUUUCAAAUGUUGGGACCGAUCGCCUCACGUGGGUCAUUUUCGUAAACAUACCGAGGAGUAUACUGAACUAUUGUUUUCGCAUCUGCGUCAGCUGGAACUGGGUGGACACAAACAGGCAUUACGGGCGAAACUGUAAUGCUGCUUAGAAGACGUUCUGUGAUACUUAAAAACAAGUGGAAACAAAAAUAUCAUUGACUGUAACACGGAAAUCUGUUUUAAUUUUACGUUGUUUUUAAUUCUUGGUGUGAAUCUUUUAGCAAAUAGCACUGUAGUAUACAGUUUGGAAAAGUUUUGUGGAAUCCUCUAAUUGUUCAUACCAGAAUACUUGCCACAGUAACCAUACCCAGUUUGUGUUUUGUGCAAUUCAUCUAACUCCGAUUCUGAAAUUGCGAUGCAUGCCAAAAAAUAAACCAAUAAUCUAUCAGAUAUCAAGAUAUUAGUAGAACUUAAAUUGUUUUGCAACUUUUCAUAGUUGUUUUUCUACCUUUUUUAGCCUUUGUGCUUUAGUGCAUGUAAUAGGAGGACAUAUUUGCAUCGUCAAACCAAACAAUAUUGUAUCCACAUCAUAUAACAAUAACAGUACACAUGACCAUUAAGAUAGAAAUGGUAGAUAUUGCAAUCUUAUAUUUCAGUUCAAAAUUCAGCAAUAGUUCAUAUUAUUAAACUUAUAUCUUAAAUCAAUUGGAGUUAAAUUUGUCUGACCAAACAUAUUCGAACAAACAUAGAAUGCUGCGCAAAUAAAACAAUAUUUGUCCUUUGGGACCAGGAA